Molecule: messenger RNA, 20588 nt
Organism: Pocillopora meandrina
Lineage: Eukaryota; Metazoa; Cnidaria; Anthozoa; Scleractinia; Pocilloporidae
Source: the annotation of a GenBank genome assembly
AUACACUCCUGGCAAGAAGACUUCUUUACGACCGUAAUUCGAGAGAAGAUUCGCCUUGUACCUGGCGUCAAUCGAGUUUUUUAAAGUGAUAAAGAUUCACUUUCUUGAAGGAUGAAGAGCAGAUACAUGUUGCUGCUUGUUAGCUUGGCUAUUCUGCCUUUGUACUUACACGGCGAAAAAUGCACACAGGUAAACUUUCUUGGUGGAAUUCGGCGCCCUGUUUUAAUUAUGCUAGAUCAUUGUUCUUUAGCUCAGCUCUUUCAGGUUUUCUGCCGAACACCUAACAGUGCGGGCGAUGAUUAUCGAAUUAAUUCUUUUUUCGGUUUAUAUUUUUUAUGUAAUUCGUUUUGUUUGUAGGAUCAAAUCACUUACGAUUUUACCGAAUGCGAUUCGGCCGAAGGAAGAUGGCGAGUUGCUGUUCCUAAAAAAGAUGGAGGUUGCACUGUGGAAGGCGAAGUACCCGUGCGGCAAAAGGGGUGUUGUAAGUAGAAUUUAACUCUAGUACGAUGCUUAAUAAUGGAAAACGAAAGUGUUGUAUUAAUUCUCUAUUUUUAUGGCAUGAAAAUUCACUAGAAACCUGCCGGGUUAUCUUGACGCUACUUGGCAUUAAUGCACUUACGAACAAUAAGUAUUCCAAACGUGAACAAAGCUUUUCUGAACUGGGUUGAAAAAUAUUGCGACAUAUAGCCUUCUUUCAGCCUUUCCGACAAUCUAUGUGUACAAGGACGAAAAGGACGUGGAUUAUCUUACAGAUCGGGAUGUGUUUAACCCUGGAAAAGCGGAAAAUUUUUCUAAGCUCACUUUCUGAUGAUUAGGGCGAUUUAUUUCAUAUCACGCGUCUCCACAGUUCAUCGUCCUUUCUUUUGUUGUGUGAAUAAUUUUCUUCCUUCGCAAGCAAGUCCUUUACACUGGAAACAGAUACUAAAUGUUUAACUAUGAGAAGGGAAAGAUUGCACUCCUGUUAUCUGUGGAUUUUGAGGAUAACCUUGACAAAAGCCCUUACUGUGCGAGAAAAUUCACGCGAUACAGAAUUAUUUUUACAUGAAUUAUAUCACGUAUGUCGUAAAACCUAAAUGCUGCCCUCUAAACGUUCGGAACUCCACAUUAAGGCGUAGUAAAUUUGUAAAAUAAAAACUGCUGCCUGCCGGUCAGAUAUGGGCUGGAAAAGAUUUGAAACUGCAUCGUUAAUUCCUUGUUUAUUUAAGGGAUCGUUUCUUCAAGGCUAUAAAUUUUAAUUGGAAUUAGAAUAGCAUGGUCAGUAAACUGCAUUUUAAUAAGUUGAUGUUAAAUCAAUGUGAUCAAAAUGUAUUCUAGAAGUUGGAAUUUGGGAAGAUUUUGAGAAUGUAUCGGCUUUGAUACAUCCCAACUAGAAAUCAGAUACUCGACAGGAAAUCCUACUUAUAAAAUAUUGUCUUUCGUUGUUACGCGAGCACUUGCGGUGAAGCUAAACAGUAUAUGACAAAAUAAAGAACGCUUCCGCCGAAGGCAACAGUCCACUUACUUGAUGCAAAUUUUGCAGUGAAUCAACUCUUCUGAGGCUCCAAUUUAUGACAUAAGUAUCCCUGUUUCCCAAACUACCAACCAGACCUUGUCUCAAAAAAACUGUUGUCAUCACAUAAUGUCGAUUUAAAAGUGGAGUAUUUUCUUCUGUCAUUGAAAGCCUAUGUUUACAUAAAUACUCAAUGAUAAUUUUACUGCCUUGAAGUCUGGAGAAGGGGCUUUACGGAGUAACAGGAAGGAGAGGAGGCAAUGAUUUUGUCACCUUUUUCUUUAUUACUGUUGUGCCCAAAACUUGCAUAUAUCCAUUAUGUUUGAUCCAUGUAGUCACUGAUAAACAAUUUCCAAUGUGCAGUCACCUUAAAAGAGACUUGGUAGGAUGGAUUUUAUCUUUUAAUUACCUCCAGGAAAUGGAGUGAUUAGAUUACAAAAGAACUAGGUUUGCAAAAUCUUGUUUAAUUUGAAAGCAAGUGUACAUUACCUGAAAAAUGCAGAAGGCAUUAUGAAUCUGCUUUGCGCAUUGUCAGCUGUCUUGGUUUUGUCUUGAUUAAAUGAGGGAGCAUAAGAAGCCCCAUGCCAAGACACUUUUUAAGUUUGCUGGCCGGCAGGUCAUGUGCCACUUUCAUGGUGUGAGGACUCUAAAUUUUAUACCUGGGAUGUGGAUAGCAAAGUUGCUCAUGAGUUUACCACCCUAAGUAGUUAGCAGGAUUUUCCUAAUCAAAUUUUACAAGGCUUAAUUUUAUAUAUUUUGGUUCAAUUAUAUCCUUGGAUCAAAUUUUAUUUGAACCAAGGAUAAAAAUUUUAAUUUCAAAUUUUAUCUGAACCUUUGUUUCAAACUCAUUAUCAUACAUUACAAUACCCAAAAACAAAAGAAAAUAAAAUUUGAACCAAGGAUAAAAUUGAACCACAACAUAUAUGUGCAAUAAGUGAAGAGUUGAGAGGCCUCUGAUAGUCAGCUAUUUAAAUAAGACAAAAAAGUAAAACUGAACUAAAUUGUGACCUUUUCUUUCUUUCUUUUAUGCUUGGAAAGACUGAUUAAUACUAGAAAGACAAUCAUUUUUUAAAUAAAGAGGAAUAGAUUCUCAUGCCCUUAGGGCACUCACUUGUUUAUGGGCAGCUGCAGUUGUUUUUAGUGGCCAGCUAUUAAAAAUCUCUGGAGAACAUUGUGUUCAACUGAGAAAAGUCUUGGACUAGAUGUCUUACUGUCAAAGCUAUUUUCUCUUUCCUUAGCUUUCACAUGUGAUCCAGGACAUUAUGUUGAUGUGACAAGUAAGACCUUGGAGUGUAAAGCUUGUGCUAAAGGAACAUACAGUGUUGGAGGAGGGGUGCGCUUCAGUGACUGGGAUAAACUUCCAACUGGAUUUGAGAGUCGCACAGUAGAUGAGCAUUAUCAAGAAUAUGGAUAUGACAAUGAAUACUUCAAAGAAGCAAGUGGAGCUAACUGCUCAAAGUAGGGAGAUAAAUUAAUUUUUGUUUGUCUGUCUCCCAGCAAGUUGUUAUAUAGGGAAAUUUGCAUUGAGUAGUACAUAUCAAGGUCAUCUAGGAUUGCCUUAGUUUUGCUUUGCUUUACUCUGAGGUUCAAAGGAUAUGUCACCCUUUCAGCUUCUCAUUCCUCUCUGAUGACUUUAAUGUUGGCUUCCAACAAAGCCUUGGACAUUUGAACUUUUGAAAGUUUGUUAGUUCAAAUUCUUGCCCUCCUUGGCAAAAAACUGUGUUCACAUGCCCUGCCAAAUUUCUUUUGUGAAAGGUAAAAUCAAUGACCCAGACUUUUUACACAUAAACCAUGUGUUAAAACUUAGACCCGGUAGACCUUUUCUUCUGCACUGUUCGCUUGUAAAAGUGAAUUUUGUACCUUAAACUUCUCCAUAUUUAAAAAUGUAAUUCUUGUAUUCUGCUGAAAAGACUGGACACUUCAAGAUCAAAUUCCUCACCCCAGCUAGGUAAGGUUCAAAUUCAUCAUGCCCCAAUCAUGGAUGACAGCGAAUUGCCAGUGGGUUGUAAUGCCCCUCACAGAGGCAGCACCACAGUUUCUUUAGAAACUUACUCCUCUUAGGACUACCCUCACCUAGACAAUUAGACACCAUGAUCAAAAAAUACCCAGGUUCAAGCCAUUUACUAUAGGCCAAUUCUUGUUCUUAAAAAACUUUCUUGAGUCAUUUGUGAAUCUUGGUUUGUUCUUUAUUUUAGGACUGGAUGGUUACCAUCAGGCGACAGUAUCAUGUCACCAGAAGAUGAAUGCACCUCAGAACUGUCAUAUGCCGUCACUGUGAGUUUCAAACAAUCUUUUUGUUCUUUUAAUUAAAUUAACACCCAUCUGGGUUCUUUGUGCUAGAAUAAUUUGGGGUAUAAUAUUCUCUGCUUUUAACUAAAGGUUUCUUUCAGAAUAUUUAUCUACAGAACUACUGUUAGUAAUGCAUCUGAAAAAUAAUCUUUAUUUUUUUGUGGAUACAGCUAGAAAGAGAUGGUCAUGUGCAAUUUGAUUAUUACUACACUGACGACAUCUACACUGUUUUCCGCGUAUUUGUAAGUAUUUUUUUAUAGUACCCUUUGUGAUUUUGAAAUUGAAGAAUGGCUAAUAAUCUGUGUCAGUAUUAUUAAUAACUGUAAUAGGUAUAUUCAUGCAUUGUUGACUAAGUGUGGGGUCAAGAUGGCUGGAUAGUGGCAUUCUUAUUUUUCACAUUUUAAUGGCCCGCUUCAAGAAUUUUUUUUUCUUGUAUGGUAUCAAAGUGGGCAAUCCUGAGCAGGCAAGAUGGGCUGCUUUGUAGUAAUGUUUUUUUUGUAUACCUAUAUUAUUUAACCAACAAAGGGAGUCAAGGAAUCUUAAAUGCACUUGAUGUAUUGAAUAUGUGAUUAUUUAUUUAUUUGUCUGUCGUUUAGUAACAGGUGUGUAUUUCAUUAUUUUAUAUUGUUAGGUGAAUAAAAUAAUAGAAUAUAAUAACAGAAAUUUUUAAUGGUUCAGACAUUCUCCUCCAUCUUCUCUUUACUGGUGAGCAGGGGACAUUCAAGAACCCACACAUAUGUAGAAGGCAAGGUAGCCCCCAGUAGUGUUGUGGUCAGGCUUUGUUAUAAUUCAUAUGGGCCCUCAUUUAAACCAGCUUUAAAGCUGAACUUGGCCAGCCUGUGUGAAUAUUGCAAAUGAAUUUUUGAAUAAAUAAGCAUCAAUUUAAUUUUUAUUUUUCAGGUAAGAAAUGAUCAGUGCAAAGUUUCUAGUCUGGAUAAAGAGGAUAAGUUCCCUCCACGUACUACAAACAGUGAAUGGGGAACAACCAAGGUAACAUUUUAGGAAAGAUGUGCAAAGGUUAGGAGUUUAGGCCCUUUUAGAGAACUCAAAAGUUUUGUUUUUUCCAUGCUCCUGACUGAGCUCAAAAUUUACCAUCUUUUCUUAAUUAACUUACAGAAUGUAACAUUUGGUUUAUUUAUCAUUAUAAAACAUUAUUUAUCUCCCAAAUCAUUCUAAACAGUAUACAGUGUAUGGCAGUCUGCAGCCUUUGCCUAAAUUUAGGCAGUUUGAAAACCACAAAACUCCACGACAACCAUUUAUCUUUCAAAUAGGCACUCUUACCCUGGCAGAGCCGAUUGUUGCUUUUCCUUUAACCAAUUUAUAAUAAUUGUGACAACCCACAUUUUCUCUAUUUGCUCUGAUGAGGGGCUAACACUCUAAACAUAAGUUUAAGAAACUCUUUAUUGUGGCCAAUUUACCUAUCAACUCAGUUGACUAAACCAAAAUAUCUUUUAAAAAAAUUUUGUUUCAUAGUGAUGACAAAAUAUAUCUGAUUUGGAAUCCACAUACAUGUUAAAGUCCCAAUUGUCCAAGACAUUGCUAAAUCACAGCUUAAGGGUUAAGAUACAACAAAUUCCUCUUGAAGAAAUGUUUCGUGUAUCAUUUUAAUUUACAGAUUAAUUUGAAAGCUGGUAGGAAUGUGAUCAAUUGGCAAGUUACAGCAAUCACCUAUGGCUCUCAUGACAGACGAGAACCUGUUUACAUCAGAAGCAUUGAAAUUCAAGGUCUGACUUAAGUUUUAUUAUUUUAUUGUACAGUUAAUAGUUUUGUUUAUACACCCUAACCAUUUUACUGUUAAGAUCUACAUAGCAGGUCCCUGCCAGUUUGUUGUUACUAGUACAUAUAAAUCAAUUAGUAUCUGUUAGUUGAUAUUACAGUGUUGAUAUGAGUAAUUGACUUAUGAUUGAGUUUGAUUGAGUGGGAUGCAAAAAUAUUUGUCUCCUGGUCAUGAUGCAGGAACCUCACUGGACUACAUAUAGGUCAGGAUGUCAUCUCCUUGAAUGAAAUAUAUUCGUGCCUCCCUUUCUGUUAGUAAGCACAUAGUGUUCUUGGCACCUUUUUGCUUAAAAAUGCUUUUAAAGUCAAGGGAGGUUUUCUGUUAUUCACCUUUGGGUGAAGGAGGGAAGAUGACUGACACAGACUAAAAGAUAAUCUUGAGAUUAAUUAUGUUAACCCUUUACACCCUAACAUCAGUAUACAUAUUCUCCGCACUCUUCUUUAUACAUUUACUAAGGUACUGACAAGGAGAAUUUGUUAGCCAAUCAAACGGUUUCUUCCCUGCUGACCAUUUCCUUAAUUCUCAUGACCUUAAAUGUGUGAUUCAAGAGUGAUAUUGUAGGGAGAAAUUAGAUGCUUGGCACUCUUAGGGUUUAAAGGGUUAAGACUGUAUGCCUUGACUGUAUAUUGGAAAUUAUCAUUGGACUUUUUACUUAUGUUGCCAUGUAAUCUAAGCCUUGCCAUUUUCUUAUCUUUCCGAGGUUGUUUCAUUUUGUUGUUGUUGUUGUUAGGGGUGUCUUACACAUCAGAGUGCACACCAUGUGAAGCAGGAUAUUACAACAGUGAGGAAGCUCAAGGAAGGUAAAAAUAAUCAACUUGAAAUUCUUAUUGUAGCUAAUAUUCUUUAGUUCCCGCAUGGUUUUCUCAACAUGGAUAAUUUUAGUUCAGGCCUGAGUUAUGAGAAAUAAGUUCAGCUUGAGCUGCAGAAACAUGUCUGCUACAAUUUGUACUGACUGGGUUUUGAACAGCUUAGUCACGAAAUUUUGGUUUCAAACUCUACCCUUUUGGAUCUUACAUACUGAUUAUUUUUCACAAGUGUACCUAUUACAAAUUCCUUGACAUACCCCACAAACAUUUACUAAAAAAAACAUUUUCAUUUCCACGAUUUAAUUAUCAAAAUGAAUUCUUUACUGUCUCUUUUACAUUCCUAGUGGUUUUAGCUUUGAGAUUUUGACUCUAAAUCAAACAACAUCCCCUAGUUGAUAUUCUUCUCACUUCUCACUACCUCUCUGUUUGAAAAUGUAUUUACAUGGUUUGGAGAAAUUCAUUUUUGAUCUUGUCAUAAGUCAAAAGGGAUGUUAUUGGCAAUUCCUCCAAAAAAUAAUGAAUUUUGAUGGUUAAGUUCUGUGUCUUUCAAAGUUAAUUCACUUGUAGUAACAUUUGUUAAUCAAGUGUUUACCAAAAUACAUACAUAAUUUCUGGUAUUGAUUUCUGACCUUUUGAGCUUAAUUUUAUUGUAUUUUCUUGUGUUUUCAGUUGUAAAAUGUGUCCUGCAAAUACCUUUUCUGCCCCUGGUGCUACAGAGUGCUCAAAAUGUAAUGAGCUCACUGAAUACGCUGGUAAGACUCCCAUACAUGUAUUUGUGAUAUUUUAUUCUCUUUUAAUGAAAAUAAGCAAUAGAUGAUAUGAUUCUUAAAGACUUGUUUUCAUCAUUUGACAGACCUUGUUGAAUGCGUAAAAACUUGAAAUUUUAAUCCAUCAUUUUGAGUGGUUUGUGUACAGUGAAUCAAAUACAUGUAAUUAUGAAUAAAAUAACUUUUUAUGAACAAUUCCAAAAUUAACAUAAUUUUUAACUUGAAGCAAUUUAAGAUAUUAUACAAGUUAUGUUUUUGGGAAUGGAUAAAUUUUUCACACCAACUGAAUGCAAAAUCCUGUGUUAUUUUUUUCAAAAGCUCGUGGAGCAAGGAAUUGUACAUUAAGGAAGCCAUGCACAGAGCAAGACUACUACGACAUUCGCACAGCAUGUGAUAGUGAACACAAGGUAUGUGUAUUGUGAUUAAUGGCAGCUGAAUUCUUUGUAUCCAUUCUAUGAACAUCAAAUCUUUUCUUGGAAAAGUGAUUAUUUUUUUAUGUUAUUGUGGUGUAACCCAAGUUACUGAAUGAAACAUGGUUUAUGCUUCAUAAAAUAUUAGGCUAUUAUUAUCCAACUGCACAAAGUAGAGUACAAAUAACAUGUGAAUAGACAGGGCAUGAAAUUAAUUUUUUUUUUCUGAUAGCCACUUGGCUCCUAAAUUCUUCAAAGUGGUAGCCAAUUCAAAAAAAGUUGGUCACCAUUUUCAAAGACAAACAAAACCUUUUUUUAUGCUGUCAAUGUUUAAGAUAGACACUCCAAAAUUAAUUUAGGGAAAAGAUCUCUAACGUUCUACAAAGUGGACACUAGGAUGGAUGAUAUACAACCUUCAAGCUCACCUAAAUCCAAGAUGGCGUCUAGUUAUCGAUUGAGAUACUUGAUCUGAGUUUUGGAAACAAACUUAACGAGGAAGUUUGCCGCUGAUUUAUCUUUACAAAUCUUUUUGAUUCACUAUAUCUCUCAGUGAGGUUGUGAUGAAACGUUCUAGUCACCAAUUUGGCGACUAAUUUUCAAGGUUUGGUCACCAAAGGGAAAAAUUUAGUCGCAUUGGUGCCUGUAUUAGGCACAAUUUCAUGCCCUGAUAGAGUAUAAAUAUCAUGCAAUAUUGCAUGGUUAUUUGGACAGUUGGUUAUUUUGUACUGUAAAAAACCUGUUUAACCAGUUAGCUGCGCAUGCUGUGCUUCUCUAUCUGCUUUGCUUUUCUCAACUAUGAGAAAUAAUAAGAAAGACAUAGCAGAAAAAAAUGUAGUUCUUUGUAUUUUGACUGGCCCCAUGGGCUUGUCAAAAUAUGACACAACUCUUAAAAAUACUCAGCAAUACUACACACCUAAAUGUUCCAUGAGAUAUAUAUAUUCUUUUGCCCUCUUGUCUCUCAGACCCAAGUGAAGUAUAUGUGGAUAGAACCAAAGAUCUGCAGAGAUGACGUGGAUGGAGCUAAGAAGUUGCCUGCAUCUGGCGUGAAGGAAGAUUGUCCUCCUUGUAACCCUGGAAUGCAUCUUAAUGGCACAGGCGAAAGCAGUUCUUGUGUCUUUUGUCCUGUUAAUGAAUUCAGUGAUGGCAAAGCAGGUGAGAUCUGUUGUGUAGUAGAGCUUCUCAUGGUGGGUGAUACAUUAGCUUGAUGGUUAGUGAGACUCUGAAUUUAGAGGUCCAGAUUUGGCCUGGCUAGACCAUGGUGUUGUGUUCCUGGGUACAACACCCUGCUUUCUUGUUGCUUUGAUCCACAAAUCGUUGCAGAGGUGGGAGUGGGAAGGGUGACCUGUGAUUGGAUAACCUAUGGUGGAAUAGCUCCCUGUCUAGGAACCAGUAUUCCUACACAAACAGAACCUUCUGAAUUCUGGGAAUAAGCCUCUGUGGGGGUGGAAGUCAACCUUAAUUAAAGACUUUACAUAUUUGCAGAUAUCUCCUGUAGAGAGUAAACCUUGGACUGUGAAAAUCACAUGCACCUUUUCCUCAUACAGGUUUCUAUACAGUACUAACAAAGUUCUUUAUGUCUUGCUUAGAGUGUAAGAAGUGUCCAGUGUCCACUGAGCCAGUUUAUGGGCAUCACCUCACAUGGUGGCAUAGUGUUCCAGAAAAUUUAAGAGCCACUUGUUUCUCUAUGUCAGGUGUGUGACACUUCAGGCUGGUUUACAUGAUGAUUAAGUUGUCCUGCAAAUGUGUAGCGGUUUGUUGAAAGAUGUUUAAUAAUGUAUUCAAGUUCUUAUCUGUGAAUUUGGCAAUUUUUGCCCAAAAAAUUUUGUUGUGGCUGAUGUUUGCAGUUAAAUUCUGUGAAAACUUCAAAAGUUGAAAUGACUCAGUUAAAUUGUUGCUGUGUGCAGGGAAGGUUAAUUUAGUCUGCGUUGUUGGUUGUUGGGGGGUAGUUGAGGGGAGGGAUGGGUGGUGGCAGUUUUUUACUGACUUGUCUGUACUUAUUUUAUCAAGCAACUACUUUUUUUUUUUUUUCAGAUCGUGGAUGCACCACAAAGCAGGGCUGGCAACCUCGUGGAAACUACCUUGACAGUGGCAUCAAUCAAGCAGAUGAUGUCUACAUGACACUGAAACUUCCUGUAGGAGGCUUUGGAAGUCCUGAGGGUCUUAAAAAUCCCAAACGUGGCCAGUUUGGUGUUGUGGAGUUUGUCUUUGAAUUGAUCUGUGAUGGAGAGUGUACUUUUAAAUUCAAAGAGGUAAUUCAUAUUAGUCGGAAGAGUUCAUGAAUGUCUACUUACUCCUCUUCACCCUGAAUUUCUAUAUUUCUCAAGAGUUAAUUCUUUGAGAUAUAGCUGUUAUUUAGAGAAGUUGUGAUGACUAGAUGAUAAUGAUGAUGAUGGCCAUAAUGGUUAUGUUGAGAUGGUUUGAUAAUGGAGAUGAUGAUGAUUCUAUUGAUGACAAACAAUAGAAAAAAUCCCAAAUUUAUUUUACUCUUGUCUGGGGAGUAGGAGCAAUAAUGGACUAGUGGCAAGAAUGCUCGCCUCCCAUCGCUGUGGUUCAAUUCUUGCACUGUGCAUUGACAUUGAGUUUGUUGUUGGUUCUUGUCUUUGCUUUGUUGGUUUAUUCUCUGCGUUCUCUGGUUUUCCUACCUCCACAAAAACUAUGAUGUAAAACUCCAAUUUUAUCUGAAGGCAGUGGACAAGGAGGGCCACCUCUGGGAAUGUCUGCUGCUUAACUCCUAGUUUAAUUACUCCCAUUGUUGUUAUGGAUGUCAGUUAUGUUUGUAAUGGUUAAUUAACUAGUAAAGUUUCAACUCAUUUAAUUAAUUUAUUCUUUACAUUUUGUCUUUCACACAUGCAAUUUCUAGAAGCCACAGUCUAAAACUACAAAUGUGAUUCAAACAUGGACAGGGAGAAAUGGAAAGCAGAAGUACAGGUAACAAUAGAAAUUUCAUUUAAGUUAUUUUGAUUUUUACCAGCAUUGAUUAUGAUGAUUGUUUCCAUUGAUGCACAUUUAAUAAAUAAUUAUACAACCAAGUCUUUGUAAACUAAGUUACAAGGAAGUGUGUGAUAACUGGAGGGGAGAAUUACUAUCUGAUCUAGGGAGUCAAAAGGUUGAUAAAUAAUUCCACAACUGAGUGAAAAUUUUAAAGGUUUUUUCCUUUUGUUUUUUUUUUUAGCUACAUCAUUUCCUCACAGAGGGAAACUCAGUUUAUCUGGACAUUUCAAAAACAGAGUUCCUACUCAUUUAGUGAUGAUCAACUGUCUUACACCUAUGGUGGUGAUCGGUAUGUUUCUUUAUUUGUAAUUACUUUUACCUGUAGUUAUGAAGACUAGAAAAAGUAAGGCAAUAUGUUUUGGGUAUUGGACACAGUAAAAAUUUGCUUUAUAUGAAGUGGAGAAUUUUUGAUGAAAAUCUUUUUCCCCAUCUCAGAUGGCUCAAUUUUAAACUGUUUGGAGUCUUAGUCUCAGGGAACUACCCCUACAAAUGCAGGAAAAAUAAAAAACUUUUGAGUUUGGCUACCUAUGAGGAAUCAACUUCAGACCUUUUUCCAAAGGAUCUGUCCCCUUUUGUGUCCUGGCCUUUAAUAUGUAUAAUUUUUGAUUAGCAAUUACUUUUUUCAAAACAGAUAAAAAUCUUUGCCCUUAACUCAGUGGCUCAAUUAAAUUGGUUUGAAUCUUUGACCCAGGGUCUGCCUAUUGUAGUGUUCUGGCCUAUAUUAUAGCUUAGCUAUUGAUCUCCUGUAGUGUCCUGGCCUUUAUUAUGACUAAGUAUAGUUUUUGAUCUGCUAUUAAUUUUCUCAAUAGAGAAAGUUGUUUUUCUGUGUCAUUGCAAUUGCAAGGGAAAAAGAAAAAAAACCUGAGUCCCCACGAGGAAUCAAGCCUCAGACCAUUUGUGUCCUGCUCUGAAAUGCUCUACCACAGAGCCACAAGGAACUUGUUGAUUAACAUUACUACAUUCAUAUGUGACUGGUUAUCAAAUAUGUGACAAGUUCUCAAGUUAUGUCAUUCUUGUAAUGUUUUAAGACUCAAUAUAAUUAUACAUUCUCUUUUCCUCCAGAGUGAAGAUUUACUCCAUUACUGUGAACAACACCAUCGAUGGAGGUGCUGAUCAUUGCCGAUCCUGUCCAGUAUCCUCAGGGAGUGGGUACGUAGUGCCCUUCCUAAAGCUGUGCCUUAAGUCUGCGACACAGCUCACACAAGUGUUAACUACAGUACAUUAGCCUGUGGGGUUUGUAGAAACUCUCAUACUCAAAAUCCCAAGUUUGGCAUUUGACCCAUCCUAUCACUGCAAAAUGUUUUGGUAGCAAUAUGUUUUUUGUGGCAAACUAUAAAGGGUUGUUUUUGAAAUUCAAUGGGUGGUUUUUAGUGGUAAACAACAUUCAAUCCUGCAAUGCACUUCACUGUUAUGACUGAUGCAUCAUGCUUUGUCUCUGUUCUUUUUUUUUUUUUUCUCAGAUGUAUAAGCUGUCCCAAGGGUAACUAUGUGGAUACUGAGAAGCACAAAUGUGUGCCGUGCCGUAUAGGUAUUUUUUUUUGUUUUGUGCAUGGAAAAGAAUGACUUUUUUCAUGUGCUUUGUCAAAUCAUUUAGGAUUCUGCUUUUGCAGUGGAAAGGGGGCCUGAACUUUCUACUCAGAUCCUCUCUUUUUUGUCAACAGGCACCUAUUUGAACACCAAUGACCCAUAUGGAUCUAAAGCUUGUGUCAAAUGUGGACCAGGUUUAACCAGGUGCCAAAGAUUAACUUGUAUUUUUGCCUGUCCAUUAUUAAUCAUAAAAGCAACAGGCUAGCUUAGUGAGUAGCUUGAAUCUUGAAAGAGCAGGAACCUUAAUUUUGCUUUGUACUAGAAUUGGACUUCAUUUUUGUUGUGUUUCAUUUUUAGUGAGGCGGGAUCCACCAUGUGUCAUUCUGACUGUUUCUAUACCUCCAUCAAGCAUAUGCGACAAUUCAACUUUACUGGUCUCCAAGGGUAUGUACAUUGUAGAAACAAACAAAUCUUGCUCAGUUAUUAAUUAGUCUUUUUUAAGGAUGUGUAAAUGACUGAAUAUAUAUUUUUGACAAAAAUUGUUGCUUUCCGAAGUGGUAAGGAGUAAAAGUAGUGUGAUUGUGAGUGUGCUAAACGUAAGUAGGGAGGUUUAGUGUCAAUCCAGGGUGAGCCAUUGUGUUGUGUUCUUAGACAAGAAGCUUUUCUUCUCACAGCGUCUCUCUCGGCCCAGGAGUGUUUUUGAGUGCCAGUAAACUAUCAGGCAAACCUGAUGGACUUUGGGGGGAGGUGUGGGUAGUAAUGAUCCUGUUCACUUCACGCUCCAGAAGCUAGGACAACCUGCAGCAGUAAUGGGUGGCUUGGAUCAUGAUGUUGUAUGGUUAACGUAGUUCCGUUUGUGAUUAUUUCCACAUAGUACCUGUGAACUAACUACAAUAAAACAACAAGGUUCCUUUACAGACUCUAAUUCUCUUUUACUUUAUUCAUAGACCUCAGAGCGUUGCCACUGGUCCUUCGUUCACCAAGCGUGGCUUCCGGUACUAUCACCUCUUCAACUUGAAUUUGUGUGGACAUCCAUACAAAAUGGCAAAGUGUCACAAUAACAUCAGUCUUUCCACUGGCAAAUCAGUGAGUGUCAUCCCUAGAUCGGAUUCGUAGUUCUCCCAUACAUUUCUCACGAAGAGCCUACGAGAAUUUGCCACUCGAUCUUGACGUAAUCCUCUCGGCAAGAUUCUGUAAUAUGUCCCCGUAAUUAACUUCUUCAAGUCAAAUUAAUUCGUUUUAUCUUUGCAGUCAUGUGCCCCACUGCAAACUAGGUUGAAUUUUUACAACUUGUAUUGAAGACAAAAUUCUGUUGCAAGGAUUUUUCGAGUUGAUUUUCGUGUCACACGAAGCUGUAACCUGUGGACCAUGUGUACCAACCGAAACCCUUUACACCCAAAUAUCAGUAUUCGUAUUCUCCAUACAGUUCUCUAUAAAUUUCCCAAGGUGCUGAUGAGGAGAAUUUGUUUAAAAAAUAAGAGCUUCUUUUAUUGGUGAUCAUUUCUUUUAUUCUUACGACCCAAAUUUUUGAUUCAAGGGUAAUAUUUCACGAAGAAAUGAGAAACCAGUCACCCUUGCGGGUCAAAGGGUUAGAAGACCGCUGAGAGUUCUUUUUAUCAAUCUUAACAGGAAGCCUAUAAUUUGACUUCACCUGUUUGCCGCAUGACCGUUGUUCCUGACCCAGUUCUGAUGACUACACAGACAUUAAGGUGAGAGAAUCACGAGUUACUUCUUCCACAAAGAAUACAACGCUCGUAUUGAACGUUGGCUUUUCAACAGUCCAUGCCGUCUGUAGCCGAGUUGUUGGCAAAUUCGAGAGAUCUUGUUGACGAUUUACUGCAGAAAAUAAAGAGUUAAACUUAUGGAAUUUCAACCGACCCUCACUCAAAUUCUCCCCCUUCCCCUCUUACAUACAUACAUGACAUCCCACUCUAGUUGAAUUCAAACGGGAUAAAUUUAUAUUUUACUCAUCUUCUACCAAAAAAAAAAACAUUAUCAAUGGUUUUUUCUUAUAUUUCAGCAUUGCAGACCGCCUUGAAGGCAUUUAUGAAGACAUUGCCGACAAUAAGACCAACGAAACCUCAGUAUUCGCUGGAAAAGAAGGUAUGACGACAAUGAUCAGCGAGUAGUCUAGGAAUUUUGAUAGUCGUACACUAGUAUCAGUGAUAGUGGCAGUGGUAGUGAAAUUGAAAGUAACGGUAUCAGUAAUAAAUUUUGCUCAUUUAUGCCUUUUCUUGUAUUUCCGGUCUAGUGAAAAACACCUCAACCUUUUUCUUGUUCAAGUUCCACGGUGACAAGUAAGUGAUAUAUGCCUCGCUUGUUUUCAUAUUCUAUCACUAUCGAAUGUUUCUAAUUGUGUACAAGGUUAUACAAUUUUGAUAAAUAGUAGUAAGGAAGUUAAACGAAAUUUGGAGUUUGCACCCUUUUUUUCAACUGAGAAAGCAGAAUGUGAACCAGGAGAACGUCAGUGCAGCGUCUUGUUGCUUUUAUUUUUUGCCAAAAAUAAAACAAAACGUAGCCAGAAGUCAGUCUUUGCCCGAGACUCUCAACUUUUGUCUGACUAUAAUUUCCUAUAAGCUGUUACCGUUUUUGUACUGAAUGUGUAAAAAUAACUUGAUACGUCACUACAAACCUUUUCUUUUACGACGUGUAAACUUUACAACUUGCUUAAAACUGUACAAAAUAUUUGUUUGGCAAGUUAGAAAUUAAAACAAGAGGUGACUGUAAAUUAAGACGGAAUGAGAGAGCUUAGGAUACAGAAGAUUUCAAAAGAUGGCUGAUGACGAACUUGUAAAACUGAGGCUAAAUUUCUUGAGAUGGACAGGUUAUGACACAGCUUUUUAAAUUAACGUAUUUCAGACCCACUCAAGCCUGCCCUAAUGGCCGGUCAGUUUGGACAACAGUGCUGUGUGACCCUAAAGUAGGAAAGGUACGUUUAUAGAAUUGUUUGUCAACUGAGGCUUAAUUUAGUGGUUUCCCUCGAAUGGUGUCUUCUCUUAUUAGAGUUGUGACUAAAGAGUGGUCUAAUGAUAUUGAGAAGGUCUUGACGCCUCUCGAAUCUCCAACCUUGCUUCUUGGAAGCUUCAGACAUUGAGUAUCUUGUAUUGAGCAUUCGAGGUUCGACUCCAUUUAUUACAGUACAAAACGCACUUGGUUGCGAAAAAACUUUGACGUCUGCUGAGCAUGAUCCACAAACAAUGAGACCAAAUGGCCUUAUGACUGUUUACAGUGCUACGUGUACUAUGUGAUUUUUGCGGAUAUUUCACAGAAGUGUACAAAAGUAUAUUGAUAUAUUGCAUAUUAAGGUAAACCGAACCCCCCCCCCCUCCCCCCAAGGAAUAAUUACUACAAACCUUUGGUUUCGUUAUAGGGUUCGUUUGAGUUGCCCUCCAAAUGCCCGGAUGGUACCUGUGAUGGCUGCCGGUAAGUGAUUUAUUACAAACAAAUAGAAUAGAAUCCCAUUAACAGUCUUUGGACUGCGAGUAACGUUUGAUGAGUGCAUUGGUAUGUCUGUGAUUAACAUGUUACGCUCUCGUUCAUAGGUUUGAGAUCCUGUGGCGCACGCCUCGUGCGUGUCCAACCUGUUCGCAAUUUGAUUACCGCAAAGUGAUUUCCUCUUGUGAGGUAGGUUUGAAGUUCGUAUGAUAUUAUCACAAUUAUCUACUUGAAAGCUGUUCUCCAGAUCUAUGGUAACAUGGUUUAAGGCAAAAUACAGAAAGCUUUUAGAAACUGGAAAAACGGGGUAUAUCAAGGGUCUGAGGUUCUGGUGGAGGAAGGGGGCGUCUUUCAGUCUUGAGCCGCGGUUUGGACGCGAAAUGGGCGCGUCUAUUUCAAUCCAACCGCGCUAAUACGCUUUAAGUUUGUCGGGCAGGCUUCCCAGGAUAGUCGAUUGUGUAUCUUUUUAGGAUAACAAGCCAACGAAAAGAAUUGUUUUAAACAACUGACUUUAUUUUUAUCCAUUUCAGUAAGUAAACUAAUAAUAAAAUAUUUUGCAUUUAGAGUGGAAAGAAGAAGACUACAUACAUGUGGAAAGAACCAAGGUAAGAGGCCGCUAUCUUUAUGGUUUUGAGGUGGUUUUGUGCCUUAAGGCUCAGAAUGUUAAUCAUGCGGUGUUCAUGUGUGGUUUUGUUGAUCAUUUCAGAGUUUGCCAAGGAGGUGUUCCCUUACCUGCAGAACGAGAAACCAAAUGCAGUAUUUUUGAACAGUCGGUUGGCUCAGCUAUGAGGGACUUCAAGGUAUAAGCAACAUUCGCUAUGCUGGCCGGUCAGUCCGUCUGUCAGUUAGUCUGUUAGUCUGUUAGUCUGUCAGACGGCCUGAUAGUCAUUCAGAGAGUUAGCCAGUCCGUCAGUCAGCUAGUCAGUAAGUCAGACGGUCGGUUUAUCAGUCAAUUGAUAAAAACGAGGUAAGUUUCGAAAUAAACUGUAGUGUUGCGUAGGUUUGGGGGGGGGGGUAUAAAAAGACAAUUUGGUUUUUUCAAUCGAGUUGAUAAUGUAAAUUGGCCAUCGUAAAGAGCGACGACUGGCCAACACUCGAAACGUCAGCUGAGAAACUCUUUACGGUGGCCAAUUUACAUUCUCAACUCAGUUGUUAAAACCAAGCUAUGUAAUCGGUCGAUUUGUCUAUCCGCCAACCUUGCGGUCAAUUACUCAUUCAUUCUUGCGGUUCAUAGCAAACGUCUUUUUUUUUUCUUUCUCAUAACGAUGACAGGCAUGUUACUACUUAUACCAUGAUUGUUCUUUUUUUUUUUUUUGUUCAGAUUGUGAUUGCUGUUGUUGCUGCUCUUGUUGUGCUGAUGAUCUGCGCAGUCUUUGGCUUGUGGUACAAUAACCGAAAGUACGUAAAUCAGCAUUCUCUUUGUUAAUGCUUGUUGAUGCAUUUGACCUUUUCCGGUUAGUUUUCGGGUUGAGUUGCCAGGUUUUCAGCUUUUUUCUGGUUAUUGUAUUGUGUUCUUUGGGUUGAAUCUUUUCUCUCACUGUUUCUCCUUAUUCGACCAAAGAGUCAAUCUGCUAGGGGUAGGAGUGGGCGAAGAGUUAAAAAGAUGAACUAGAAAUCCCGCUAAGUAAGAAGAAACAGUUCAGGAAGCUUAAGGCUGCAGAUACCUGCGUGGCUGUGUGGAUCACGCCACCCAUAAUUGGCAUUUAGGCCAUGAAACGUAAGUGUGGUUUACGUUUGUCGUUUUCUUUGUGGCAGGCUGACAUACAAGUAUCAUCGCCUGGUAAAUAAGAGUGGUGAUAAUUCUGGUGAGUUGCCAGGUGUGGAGAGAUGUGUGGUGGACGACGACGAAGAGGACGAAGAAGAGGUAAUUUGCCUUUGUAGACCGCAACGCCUUACAUUCUUUUUCGUUUGUUUAUUGUUCUUGUGCAAGAGUGCUAAUUGUAGUAAAAUUUUGUGUGCGCUUUCUUUGUGUCAUUGCGUAACGUUGCGUAACGUAGCAUGUAUUCAACCGUAUUGUUCAUCGUAGUUUGGUGCAGUUUUUGCAGUGUAGUUUUGUCGAGUGUAGUUUGGUAUAUUUGUUCUUUUCGCUUCGUGCAGUUUGUUCGCCACUAGGCAGGAUCUAUAACAUCGCAACAAAUGUAAGUUUUGUAUCAUGUAGUUUUCUUCGUUGUUUUCGUUGUAGCUUUCCUUGUGUAUUUAGUCUAGUUUAUAUUGUAAUAGUUUUCGUUCGCUGUUUUAUUUGCAGUUUUAACCGUACCGUGUCGUUUCAUUCCGCGUUAAAAAUUGCGCUAGAAUUAAUUAGUAUUAGUCGCCAGUGGCAGUUACAGCCUUAGAUUAUUUUCUUUCAAGAGUUCUUGAAUAAUGCUCGGGUGUGUGCACGUUAUUUGUUCAUUUCGUUUAUUCUCGUUGGAAACUUUUUGUGUCAAUUCUUUCGUGGAAGUCCGUAAACCUUCGCAAUUUUGGCAUCGACGGACAAGAGCUGCUCGUUAACCCCUAGAGCUGCAUAUUUCACCACAUUGCAUUUUACUUCAAUACUCCACAACUAUACAACAAUGGGCACAUGCAGUCAUAGACUGCCUUUUAUGUGUAAUGUUAAAUCCGUAGCAGCCAUCUUUGGGUGGUUUCCGUGUGAGUUAUCAGUAAUCUUCGGAAAGGCUCGGGCGAUAUGAAUCACACCUCGGGAAGCGAGAUUUAACUUAAAGAGCAUUCCUUUUAUACUGCUCGUAAUGACAUUGUUUUAAUUAAGGUUUUUUUUUUCUCUUUACUUAGGUUCACUUUAAAGUCGGUAAGGACCGCGGUAAGAAGAUUCUGAAGAAAAUAAAGGACAUGGCCAGUGGUGGAAAGAAGAAGGUAGGAUUUUUUUGUUUUCAUGCACUCUCUUUUACUCCUGUAGAAUUCCUGGAAAAUAUUAGAAAGAAAAAGAAGGAAAGUUUUUUUUUUCCAGUUCGUGCUCUGGUUUUUCCUUCGUUUCAAAGCCGUCCGCCUACGCGAAUUUUUUUUUGUAAUAGUCGUUCAGUUUUUCAGUAUCUACAACAGUUCAACAGAUGUUGUUUAUUUUUCUACAAAAUUUUCCCCGGGAAGGUUAUCAACAAGCAUCCUCCUCGCGCCCUAGACCUAUUUUUUCCUGGCGCACGUCUUCAUGUCGCGCGUGGGAUACUGGGUGAAAGAGGCCCCGAGGCCCUUACGGUGCUGCUGGAACAAGAUAGUCCCAGGCCCUAGAAUGUCUUGUGCUGCAUACCACAAUCUACCGUUUGAGCACAAUGUACUUAGUGAUGUGUUUAAUCCUAGGAGAAGGUUACAUUUGAUGACGAAGACGAUGAAUAUUUUGAGUCUGUUCACCUGGAGCCUGGGAAAGACGCACUCGUCGGCGACUUCCAGUAAACAUGAAUCUCGACACAUAAGACAUGCUGUUAUGCAAUCACAUGAAAUUCAAUCAUCAUAGAAUUGAACCUCUUGUCUUCACCGCUAUUCCACCGUCAAUACAAAUCAAGUAGUUGAAGGAGCAGUAAACUAAAGAAGCUACGUCACUGUGUUUAGUUUUUGCGCCGUGCAAAACCCACCUUCAUAUUUCAGAAGGCUUUGAAAUAUUAGCUCUGUAGGUUUGAAAAAGCGCAAAGGAAGCGAUAUUAUACCAAGAAGGAAUAAGGGUGGCUUACGAUGGAGAAGGUUGACACGGAUUGCAAAUAACGCCAUUUUUAGUUAUGAAUAAGCCAAUUUUUGAGAUUUUUUAUUGUGGCGUAGCUUCUUUCCCAAUUAAAUAUCGCACGGCAUUCAUAAGUAGCAGGAUAAUUGCUGUCUAUUAAGCAAAUCUCAUAGAAAUAUUCUAGUUACUUUUCCUUGAUCUUAUUGUAAAAAAAAACAUAGCAAUCAUUGAGGACAACUUACGUGCUAAGUAAUGUGUCCUGUAGUCUCAAAAGAAACAUUUUCAUUGUCCAUGGAUGGGGGGGGCUAGUAACGUGAUGAAGCUCAAGUGAGGCAUUGCGUUACCCUAAUUUCCUUCGGUUAUUGUAGACAUCCCAUUUAAAGCAAGCAAGGGAACUUGAUGUCGAUCGCCUUCCAUUUUGGUUUCAUAGAUAUGGAAAUUUGAUACACCUUUUCUCUUUCAAUCUAUAAAUGUCAAACGCACCAUUUGUUUGCUGUCGUAUCGCGCAAUAUUGUUUUAGAAUUGAUUACUGAAGAAUUAGGAGUUAUUUAAACUUGUAUGAUAAGGAAACACGAAGCAGGAAGAAACAGCGAUGAGCCUUGUAAUAAUUGUACAGGAAUUCGUUGUCUCUGCCUGGUAAAAUGUUCGAUACUAUCAACUCAACUAACUACGUUUGUUUGAGUCUGUGGUUGCCUGGAAAAGUUUUCAAACAAAUUUUUCCAAAGCACAGUUUAUGAACGUAAUUUCUGUCCAUUUGCGUCUUGUUGAGUAUUUUUGAGUGCAAUUUGAUGUUGAUAAGUACGGUUACUCUGGUUUUACGUGGAAAAUAAUAAAUUUAAUGCCGACUCUUCAAAGUACAGGAAUGAAAUCAAGAAGAAGAAGAGUUAAGCCAUCCAAGUAGGGAACUCAGCCAGUAAGGCAACUGACUACGACGACACUCGAGCGAAUGUUGAACGCGGUCAGUUACAGGCAUCCCACGUAUUUAUGUCGCGUGUUUUAGUAGCAUUUAGUUUCCACAGUAACCACUAUCACCUUUUCGCACUUUAUUUGAAUAUUUAUGGUCAAAUUUAAGAAAACACUGAAGCUAUAAUAUUUUUAGUUUAGCUAGAAUAGAGAGUGUGAAAGUGCUCUACAUAUUUUUAUUCACUUGCCCCAAGAGUUCAAAGUAAGACUUUUACAUUGGAAUCAAUCUUCGUUGCACUGAAUACCUUUAUUAGAGCGACAAACGUUUUAAUUGUUCGAAGAUUGCGAGAGGAGCUCGGUAACGACUAAGUGAUAGAUCGGCUUAGACUCGGGAAACUUUCGAAGACCUUCGACCUUUCCGUCGUUCACCGAAAAGGAUUCUUUGCGAGAAGUAAACAACCAUGGUAAUAAAUUAUCUGUAAUUUAAUUUCUAAGCGUUAACAUUAAAUUCACUCACAGAACGUGGAGAAUGAAGUGUAUUUUUAGCCUUG